This is a messenger RNA of Drosophila ficusphila, 1379 nucleotides long. It is a transcript of the gene Or42b, whose product is annotated as odorant receptor 42b. Gene Ontology annotation, cellular component: plasma membrane. The coding region runs from base 1 to 1200 and encodes 399 amino acids. Gene Ontology annotation, biological process: sensory perception of smell; detection of chemical stimulus involved in sensory perception of smell. Gene Ontology annotation, molecular function: odorant binding; olfactory receptor activity. Lineage: Eukaryota; Metazoa; Arthropoda; Insecta; Diptera; Drosophilidae. The transcript is spliced from 3 exons. The record is from RefSeq and is a predicted model, not a curated record.
AUGGUCUUCGAUCUAAUACACCCCGCCCCGCUCACGGAGCACAAGCGGUCCCGCGACGGCUGCAUCUACCUGUACCGGGCCAUGAAGUUCAUUGGCUGGCUGCCGCCGAAGUCGGGGAUUCUACGCUACAUCUACCUUUUCUGGACGCUGAUGACGUUCAUGUGGUCGACCACAUAUCUGCCGCUUGGCUUUCUGGGCAGCUACAUGACCCAGAUCAAGUCCUUCUCGCCCGGCGAGUUUCUCACCUCGCUGCAGGUGUGCUUCAACGCGUACGGCUCCUCGGUUAAGGUGGCCAUCACCUACUCGAUGCUCUGGCGACUGAUCAAGGCCAAGGACCUGUUGGACCAGCUGGACCUGCGCUGCACAACCCUGGAGGAGCGCGAGAAGAUCCACCGCGUGGUGGCGCGCAGCAACCAUGCGUUCCUCAUUUUCACGUUCGUCUACUGCGGCUACGCCGGCUCCACCUAUCUCAGCUCGGUGCUAAGCGGCCGGCCGCCCUGGCAGCUGUACAACCCGUUCAUCGACUGGCGCGAGGGCACGCUCAAGCUCUGGGUGGCCUCCACGCUCGAGUAUCUGGUGAUGUCGGGCGCAGUGCUGCAGGACCAGCUCUCGGACACGUAUCCGCUGAUCUACACCCUCAUCCUGCGCGCCCACCUGGACAUGCUGAGGGAGCGCAUCCGGCGGCUGCGGUCCGACGAGAGCCUGAGCGAGGCAGAGAGCUACGAGGAGCUGGUCAAGUGCGUCUUGGACCACAAGGUGAUUGUGAGGUACUGUGCGAUUAUCAGGCCGGUCAUCUCGUGGACCAUCUUUACACAGUUUCUGCUCUGCGGCCUGGUGCUAGGCCUGACGCUGAUCAACGUGUUCUUCUUCUCCGACCUCUGGACGGGCAUCGCCUCUUUCAUGUUCGUCAUAACGAUUCUGCUGCAGACAUUUCCCCUUUGCUACACCUGCAACCUCAUCAUGGAGGACUGCGAGUCCCUGACCCACGCCAUAUUCCAGUCCAACUGGGUGGACGCCAGUCGCCGCUACAAGACCACACUGCUGUAUUUCCUGCAAAACGUGCAGCAGCCCAUCGUGUUUAUUGCCGGAGGCAUCUUUCAGAUUUCCAUGAGCAGCAACAUAAGUGUAGCAAAGUUUGCCUUCUCCGUGAUAACAAUAACCAAGCAAAUGAAUAUAGCCGACAAGUUUAAGACAGAAUAAGCUAACGGGCGUGUUUUCGUUCUCUAUUUCCUAUUUGACGAUAUUCCUCAUAACGCUCUUCCCUUUUUCACGGCUCCCAGAGCCCACCUUUUUUAUUCCUUACCUGUUUAACGGAGUUUCUUUUUCUUAAUAACCUUGUUAAUUCAAGAAAACCCCUACACUUUUGCUUCUUAAAAAAU